This is a messenger RNA of Aspergillus mulundensis, 1617 nucleotides long. Its product is annotated as MFS transporter. Gene Ontology annotation, molecular function: transmembrane transporter activity. The transcript has 3 exons. Gene Ontology annotation, biological process: transmembrane transport. The record is from RefSeq and is a predicted model, not a curated record. Lineage: Eukaryota; Fungi; Ascomycota; Eurotiomycetes; Eurotiales; Aspergillaceae. The coding region runs from base 1 to 1617 and encodes 538 amino acids.
AUGGUACAGCACCCGGAUCACCAUCACAAUGCACUGUCCCAGACAGUGUCUCUGGGCUCCGCACAAGGAGAGGUUGACCCAAGGGACCUGCCUUUCCGCACCCUGACGGACAACGCCAAUGUCGAAGAAUACGUCAACGAGACACAGACCGGCGAGAUCAUCAAGCCCGUUCGAACGGCCGAAGGAAAGACAGAAGACUACAAGCUGGUUACCUUCCACAUCGACGACCCCGAGAACCCCAAGAACUGGUCCAAAGCGAAGAAGUGGUACGUGACCAUGGUGGUCGCCUUUACGUGCUUCGUCGUCGCGUUCGCCAGCAGUGUCAUCACGGCCGAUAUCGAAGGCCCCGCGGAGACAUUCGGUGUCUCGCGAGAAGUCAGUCUCGUCGUUGUGACGGUGUUUGUCGUUGGAUUCGGCGUUGGCCCCAUGGCAUUCGCCCCCCUGUCCGAAAUGUACGGCCGAAGACCCGUUUAUGCCGUAACCCUCCUCCUGGCAGUCAUCUUCGUGAUCCCCUGCGCCGUCGCCAAGAACAUCGGAACCCUGAUCGUCUGCCGCGCCAUCGACGGCAUCGCCUUCAGCGCCCCAAUGACCCUCGUCGGCGGCACCCUAGCCGACAUGUGGAAGAACGAAGAGCGCGGCGUGCCCAUGGCCGCCUUCUCCGCAAGCCCCUUCAUCGGUCCCGCCAUCGGCCCUCUAGCCGGCGGCUUCCUCGCAGACGCCACAGGCUGGCGCUGGCUCUACUGGCUAACGCUCAUCCUUGCCUUCGUCGCCUGGGUCCUCAUCACCUUCACGGUCCCCGAGACCUCCGCGCCCGCCAUCCUAGCCAAGCGCGCAAAGAAGCUGCGCAAGUCCCAAAACGACUCCACAUAUGUUACUGAGACCGAGCUGGACGCCCGCCCAAUGGCCGAACGCCUCCGCGUCUUCCUCUUCCGCCCCUUCCAGCUCCUCUUCCUCGAGCCAAUCGUCCUCUUCAUCUCCCUGUACAUGUCCGUCCUCUACGGCCUACUGUACAUGUUCUUCGUCGCAUACCCGAUCGUCUACCAAGGCGGCAAGGGCUGGAGCGCCGGCUCAACAGGCCUAAUGUUCAUCCCGCUCGCGAUCGGCGUGCUCAUGAGCGCGGCCUGCGCCCCCAUGGUCAACAAGCACUACCUCUCCCUGUAUGCCAAGUACGGCGGCAAACCGCCCGCCGAGGCGCGGCUGAUCCCAAUGAUGAUCUCCUGCUGGUUCAUCCCCAUCGGCCUGUUUAUUUUCGCGUGGACGUCGUACCCGAAUCUCCACUGGUUCGGUCCGAUGAUUGGUGGCUGGCCCGUGGGCUUCGGGUUUAUCUUCUUGUAUAACUCUGCGAAUAACUACCUUGUGGAUACGUACCAGCACCAAGCUGCCUCCGCCCUUGCAGCCAAGACCUUCAUCCGGUCGAUCUGGGGUGCGUCGACGGUUCUCUUUACGGAGCAGAUGUACGAGCGAUUGGGCGAUCAGUGGGCUAGCUCCCUGCUUGCGUUCAUUGCUCUGGCUUGCUGUGCGAUUCCGUACGUGUUCUACUUCAAGGGUGCGUCGAUCCGAAGGUACUCGCGGUUCGCGUUUGCGGAUGACGAGGAGGCGAUUGCUAGCAAGGCUUAG